AUGACUGACAUCCGCAGCAAACAAAAUAUUCAUGAAAACUGGUCCCGAGUCCUCUUCCUUGGAGAGCGGAUACAGAUGCACCGGGGGACCCCACACAUUGAAUGGAGCAGUGCCGCACGGCCCCCCGGGCUGGUCCCCUCACCCCACCAAGCCCUGCCCUGCGCCCGGAGCUGGCUGCAUCCCGAGGACCGAGUAGGGAAGCAGGCCAAGUCCGCAUCCUCGCACAGCGUGACACUAGGCGAGGACACAGACGACAAGAAAGAAACCAGCGGAUCAGGCAGCGACUGGUGGUUCAAGGAAAACGAAGCCCCGUGUGGGGAUAGAGGUCGGUCGCAGGGCAUCCAGCAGCUGCUCCAGGCCGAGAAGCGGGCCGCCAAGGAGGUGGCCGAGGACCACAAGCAAAAGAACUGGAGGCUGAAGCAGGCCAAAGCAGCAGCCUGGGCUGAAAUUGAACAGUACCGCCCGCAGAGGGAGAAGGAGUUCAAGGCCAAGGAGGCCGCGGCUCUGGGAUCCCACGGCAGUUGCAGCACUGAAGCGGACGACCCCCAGGAGAAGGUGACCAUCCUCCAGACCUACUUCCGGCAGAACAGGGAUGAAGUCCGGGAUAAGCUCUUGGCCUUUGUCUGCGACAUCCAGCCAGAAAUCCACAAAAACUACCACAAAAACGGAUAA
Mesoplodon densirostris (Blainville's beaked whale) is the source of this 672-nucleotide messenger RNA. Its product is annotated as V-type proton ATPase subunit G 1-like. Gene Ontology annotation, cellular component: vacuolar proton-transporting V-type ATPase complex. Gene Ontology annotation, molecular function: proton-transporting ATPase activity, rotational mechanism. Gene Ontology annotation, biological process: proton transmembrane transport. Lineage: Eukaryota; Metazoa; Chordata; Mammalia; Artiodactyla; Ziphiidae. The coding region runs from base 1 to 672 and encodes 223 amino acids. The record is from RefSeq and is a predicted model, not a curated record. The transcript is spliced from 3 exons.